Messenger RNA from Tetrahymena thermophila SB210, 570 nucleotides. RefSeq lists its product as hypothetical. Lineage: Eukaryota; Ciliophora; Oligohymenophorea; Hymenostomatida; Tetrahymenidae. The record is from RefSeq and is a predicted model, not a curated record. The transcript has a single exon.
AUGGGUUAAAAAAUGUGUUUAGAUGGUCACAAAUCAGAAAUAUAUAAAUAACAUACCAGCAAUAGAGGUUUGUAGAAAAAGCCAGAAAUAUAUUAACCUGAAAGCGAAUCAUAAAAAAUAUAUAAAUAACAUACCAGCAAUAGAGGUUUGCAAAAAAAGCCAGAAAUAUCUUAAUCUGAAAGCGAAUCAUAAAAGUAUGUAGAAAAAAAUUAUAGUGGCGACAUCACAAUUUUGUUAUAUGAUAUUACAAACAUAAAUAAAAAACCUCUAAAAAUAAAGUAUUUUAGAAAUAACUUUGAUAAGGGAUUGCUUUUAAGACAAGUUCAUAUAAUAUACCCAAGCAGUUAUGUAUAUUAUUUUGAUGAAAAAAAUAAUUUUAAGUGUUUAAAUUCGGAAGAUAAAAGUGCAAAAAUUUAUGACAUAUUAUGUAACCCUGAUUUUAAAUAGCUAGGUGCAAACAAACAUCCAUGGUUAUAUAUUUCUUUAACUCCAAUCCAAAAUUAAAUAAAUUAAGAAGAUGAGAUAUUAAAAACAAUAUAAGAAUGUAGAAAUUAUGUUAAAAGCUUAUGA